CCGACUAGCAGCCAACAAAGAGCCAAGGGAGAGUUGACAGGAACAACAUCACUGCUCUGAGCACACAUUAUUUAUAGGGAAGCAUUGCCUCACUCAAGCAGAAAAGCCCCUGUUUUUUUCGCCAGCGACUGACAAUUAAUGCACAAGGUCAGGUCUACAACAGCAAGAUGAACCAUUUGUGACCCUCAGUAUGCUUGUCAAUUGGACUUGAGCGGGUUGAAGACAACUUAGGGGGCUGCUGUGUCAGUCAGAGCUUGAACCCACAGUAGGUGAAGGGAUGGGGAACACAGCGACCAAAUUCCGUAAGGCUCUCAUCAACGGGGAUGAGGUGCUGGCUUGCCAACUCUACGAGAGCAACCCACAGUUCAAGGAGGCUCUGGAUCCCAACUCUACAUACGGAGAGUCCUACCAGCACAACACUCCACUGCACUAUGCUGCCCGGCACGCCAUGACACGCCUACUCAGGUCUUUUCUCCUAAACAAAGAUGGAAAUCCUAACAAGCGUAAUGUGCACAAUGAGACAUCUCUACACCUUCUCUGCAUGGGGCCUCAGAUCUUGCUUUCAGAGGGGGCACUGCAACCUCGGAUCUCACGACCAUACGAAGACGAGCAGCGUAGGGCUGAAUGUCUACAAAUCAUCCUGUCAUGGACUGGAGCAAAGCUUGACCAUGGAGAGUAUGAGAGUGCUGAUAUCAAUGCCACCGACAACAAGAAAAACACCUGCCUGCACUAUGCUGCUGCCUCAGGCAUGAAGACUUGUGUUGAGUUCCUGGUGCAGAGAGAAGCGGACCUGUUUGCGGAGAAUGAAAACCGCGAGACUCCAUGUGACUGUGCAGAGAAGCAGCACCACAAGGAGUUGGCCCUGUGCCUGGAGUCGCAGAUGGUCUUUUCGAUUGCCCCUGAAGCAGAGGGUAUAGAGGCAGAGUACGCAGCCCUCGACCGAAGAGAGCUUUACGAAGGCCUGCGGCCUCAGGAUCUACGGAGGCUGAAGGACAUGCUGAUAGUGGAGACAGCUGACAUGCUGCAGGCCCCACUUUUCACUGCAGAGGCACUGCUGCGUGCCCAUGAUUGGGACAGAGAGAAGCUCUUAGAGGCCUGGAUGAGCAAUGCAGAGGAAUGCUGCCAACGCUCAGGGGUACAGAUGCCUAACCCGCCUCCCAGUGGCUGCAAUGCUUGGGACACCUUGCCCUCACCCCGGACGCCACGCACCACCCGCUCCUCUGUCACCUCCCCAGACCAAAUCAGCCUCAUGCCUGCCGAUGAGGAGUCUUCUCUGUGUGGUAUCUGCAUGUCUUCCAUCUCUGUGUUUGAGGAACCUGUUGACAUGUCCUGUGGCCACGAGUUCUGCAGAGCAUGUUGGGAAGGGUUUCUUAAUCUAAAGAUUCAAGAGGGUGAAGCCCAUAACAUCUUCUGCCCAGCCUUUGACUGCUACCAGCUUGUGCCUGUGGAAGUCAUAGAGAGUGUGGUGUCUAGAGAGAUGGACAGGCGCUACCUGCAAUUUGACAUCAAGGCAUUUGUGGAGAACAAUCCAGCAAUCCGCUGGUGUCCUGUGGCAGGUUGUGAAAGGGCUGUGCGACUUAACACCCAGGGUCCUGGGACCUCCACCUCAGACUCUCUUAGCUUUCCCCUCCUUCAGGCCCCUGCAGUAGAUUGUGGCAAAGGCCACCUGUUCUGCUGGGAGUGUCAAGGUGAGGCCCAUGAGCCCUGUGACUGUGAGACCUGGAAGUUGUGGCUACAGAAAGUCACUGAGAUGAGGCCUGGUGAAUUGGCUGGUGUGAGCGAAGCUUACGAGGAUGCAGCCAACUGCUUAUGGUUGCUCACUAACUCCAAACCCUGCGCCAAUUGCAAGUCCCCAAUACAGAAAAAUGAGGGCUGCAACCACAUGCAAUGUGCUAAGUGUAAGUAUGACUUCUGCUGGAUUUGUCUGGAGGAGUGGAAAAAACACAGCUCAUCAACAGGAGGCUACUAUCGCUGCACCCGUUAUGAGGUCAUCCAGCAGGUGGAGGAGCAGUCAAAGGAGAUGACUGAAGAGGCUGAGAAGAAGCACAAGAGCUUUCAGGAACUGGACCGUUUCAUGCACUACUACACACGUUUCAAGAAUCAUGAGCACAGCUAUCAGCUGGAGCAGCGCUUGUUAAAAACAGCCAAAGAGAAGAUGGAGCAGCUCAGUCGAGCCCUGAGUGGAAGGGAAGGAGGCCCACCUGACACUACAUUCAUUGAAGAUGCGGUCCUAGAACUACUAAAGACUCGCCGCAUCCUCAAGUGCUCUUAUCCUUAUGGGUUCUUUCUGGAGCCCAAAAGCACAAAGAAAGAGAUCUACGAGCUUAUGCAGACGGACUUAGAGAUGGUGACUGAGGACCUGGCACAAAAAGUUAACCGGCCUUACUUGCGGACACCGCGCCAUAAGAUCAUCCGUGCGGCGUGUCUGGUACAGCAGAAGAGGCAGGAAUUCCUGGCCUCAGUUGCCAGGGGUGUGGCCCCCAAUGACUCCCCCGAGGCCCCCAGGCGCAGUUUCGCUGGCGGAACGUGGGACUGGGAAUAUUUAGGCUUUGCAUCACCUGAGGAGUAUGCAGAGUUCCAGUACAGACGGAGACAUAGACAGCGAAGGCGAGGCGAUAUGUCCAGUCUGCGUAGCAGCACACCUGACCCUGAUGACCCCAGCGACAGCACUUUAGACACACAGGAUGUUGGAGGUGGACGAAGGCAGGGUCCCCUGAUGGGUCUCGGCUCUUUGGAUGACGAUGACCCUAACAUUCUACUGGCCAUUCAGCUGUCCCUUCAGGACUCUGGGAUGACAGGGAGUGGGUCCAGCCAGGAGGUCCUUGCCAACGAAGCCUCACUUGGCGCUAUUGGCACCUCCUUGCCUUCUAGGCUUGAACAGAAUGCUCCUGGUGUAGAAGUCCUCCCUAGAGCUUCCCUAAGCAGCUCAGAACUGCUGGAGUUGGGAGAUAACUUAGCAAGACUAGGAAACAUCAACACCAGCAGCCAGUACUCUGCUGCUACUGUUCACACCUCUGUGCAGCACUGUGACAGUCGUCACCGGGCCUAUGGGGCCUCUGUGCCGAUACCAGUGGCUCCAGGUGGCAGCAACUCAUCGACAGGCCUCUUCUCCUCUUCUAGUGACACAGGAGACUCAACUACAUGCGGCAGCCAUGACCCAUCCUCAUCCUCUGGGUUAGCUGCAAAUGCUAACCUGCUGGGCAACAUCAUGGCUUGGUUCCACGACAUGAAUCCUCAGGGUAUCACCCUGGUUCCGUCAACCUCCUCCGACACCGAUUCAAACCUGGGUGCACUCCAUGCAGGUGGAGGGGGCUGCCUGCCAGAUGAUGAGAAAGCUGGUGUUGUUGUCCUGCCUCAGGAAGUGAUGGCAGAUGUGGGUUUCUGCUCUCAGAGACUAAAUGACAAGGAGGAAAAGGAGUGUGCCAUCGCUGAGAGACCGACCCAGUUAGACCUAGUGGGGCUAGACACUAUGCCGCUACCUUACAUGGCUGCCCUUGACCCAAGUGGAGACCAUGCCGAACGUGGAGGCUCAAAGGUCUGCCAUGUCGACACUCCACGAUGUGACUCUGUAUCAGACCAGCUGCCCAGUACCAGCUCCUCUGAGUGGGAGGAGCAAGUGCACCUGGUGUGAUCUGAUUAGCUGAGAUGGGAAAGAGCUUUUUCAGAAAGGCCAAAAACCACUAGAGAUUGCAAAUUUACUAGUUGAAAAAUAGUAGCUAUUCAGGUGGAAUGUAUACAAAAUGAAGAAUGUGUCAGUUUGUACUUGGUUGGAAAGUGGGGGAAGAAGUAUUUGGACUCUUAGUCUAGUAUUGCAGUCAGAUCAGUUUCCUGUGUUGACUGAAGCCCCCUAACAACCAGGCCUCCUGAGGAGAAAGCACUAACUGAGGGAGAGAUUACAUUUAUGAUGAUUUAUUAUGAAUUUCAGUGAUAUAUUUCCUAAAAUGAUUCUGAUAGAAAUAUGAAUAAGUUGCUUUUUCUGAAAUCAAUUUUAGAGAAUAUAAGAGAUGUAGAGACUUUAGCCUUGUGCAGGUAUUAUUAUUUUUACCACUGGAGUAAAAGCCUACUGUAUGUGUCUGGAUCAGGUCUGAGGGAAAUGUUUCACCUGUACAUAGGGAGCAGAUUAAUAUCCAGUAUUCUAUCUGUAGGGUACAGGCUGAGAAACAGUUCUCACCCCUGUCCAUAUCUGCCUACUUUAUGGGUGCCAAACACUGACUAGCAAAAGCACAGUUUGCAGUCACCAAGUGGAUUCUUUAAAGCAAAUUGUGCCUGCUUAUUACAAUCUCAACCACUCAGCUAAACUUAAAUGUGAAAGUCUCGAGCCAUAUUUUUAUUUAAGAUAGUGGCUGAGUGAAAAUUGUUUUUCAAAUCUCACUAUCUAAUAGCUGUAGUGUGCUGUGUAAAUCUGUAGUUUAAGACCAUAAUGGUUGUGUACUUUAUUAUGUGAAACAUUCACAUUCAGAAACAUUUUUGAUGAAUUAUUCAAAUGAACAGGCGAGGCAACCUGCUCAAAAACAUUUCAAAAUGGACUUGACAAUGGUUAUUCAUCUCAAAGCCUCAAUCCUAAAACAUUUUCAAUAGGAAAUGUCUUCUGAGACGACAAAUGCUGACAGGCCCAGAGGGGCCGCUCAGCAUCGUUCACUUCACACCUUUCUAACAGCGCAUUCUGAAUUCCAUUGUAGCUUUUCUUAAAAGUCAUGUUUGAGUACUGCAGCUGAAUGAGGUGCAAGACAGACUAAGUAGACAGUGAGUAGUCUUGUUUAUACAAAGCAGGAAAGGCCAGUCAAACAGAUAAAUGAGUAAUCACAUUCAGAUUUGAUGAAUUAAAUAAUCAAGCCUAAGUCACUGUCAUUAAUCUCUGGGUCCUAUUCAAGUGUAACAUUAGCAAAGCCUUCUCCUGAGCUCUGCAGAUGUCCUGGACUGCAGGGUAACGUGUGGAGAAAAUAUGAAUGUGUGUUGCAUCUCAAACACAUGGAGAGUCCAUGUUUUUGAAAUGGUUCUCUAUGUAGAGAUACAGUGCCUUUAUGUCAAUCACCCUUAUUUAAUCCUUUUUCACACAUUUUUUCUGAGUGCUAAUUACACAGUAUUUACAGUGUAAAAAAACAAAAACAACAAACACCUGUUACCUUAAAGUUAUUUCUCUCACAUAAAGUUUAUAGUGUGCAGACAUAAGCUCUUAAUUUUUUUUUCAUCAAAAUAUUUGUAGCAUGAGCUUUUUUGUCGGUUCUAGUAGUAUUAUGUUAACACUGAUUUUAUAUGAUUUGGUAUAAUGGGUAAUGGUUAAUGUCAUACUUUGAAAUCUUGUUCCCAAAUAUUUUGGAAGAAAAAAAAAAGGUUGUAUUUCUCUUGGCUUUUUGUGCAGUAGGGCUUCUCCCUAAAUUUUGAGACAGUUGGUUUUUCUGUGGUUUAGAAACUAAAAUCACUGUAUUGACUUUGGAACGAGUUGACCUACCGUAUGUGUAUCAUGUAUCUUAUGUGAAGACACUAAAAUGGAGGAAAGUUGCAAUAUAAAGAAGGUAUUUAUUUGAAAUUAAACUGAACCAUUAAAAAAAUGGAUUGUGAAUAACCGAUAUGAAAUGAACACAUCAGUGUUUUACAUUUAAGACUUAGUUUCUGUACAGGCUAAUGUCUGACUGAAGUAAAUGAAUGACCUUUCUUUUCCAGCAGAUGUGUAGUCACAUUAAAUCUAAAAAUAGUGAUUGCGUUGACAAGUGUCUUGAAGUUGUGAAACUGUGGGUGCCAUAUGGUUAGUGGCUAACUUUGUUGGACAUGUUAAUGUAGGUUGGUUGAACAGAGGGAGAUAACAUAUGUUGCAUGGGUACAAGUCUAAAUGGAAUUUGUACUUCCUUUGUAUUUCACCUCUAAUGUCCAGGUGAUUUAUUUUAAAAUGGCAUAUAACAUUUUGUAACUCAUUGAAAUUUUCUAUUGUAAAGCGACUAAUCCUUGAAAUGCUAUUUGCACUUUCAUAGUCUAUACUUGAUACAUUCCCACUUUAUAUGAAAAAUGUUUGAUGUGUGAUGCCAAUAAACUAUGUGUUGAGUUUUAA
Lates calcarifer (barramundi perch) is the source of this 6043-nucleotide messenger RNA. Its product is annotated as ankyrin repeat and IBR domain-containing protein 1. Gene Ontology annotation, biological process: positive regulation of proteasomal ubiquitin-dependent protein catabolic process; protein polyubiquitination; ubiquitin-dependent protein catabolic process. The transcript has 20 exons. NCBI's taxonomy places the organism in Eukaryota, Metazoa, Chordata, Actinopteri, Centropomidae. Gene Ontology annotation, cellular component: cytoplasm; ubiquitin ligase complex. The coding region runs from base 278 to 3631 and encodes 1117 amino acids. Gene Ontology annotation, molecular function: ubiquitin conjugating enzyme binding; zinc ion binding; ubiquitin protein ligase activity. The record is from RefSeq and is a predicted model, not a curated record.